Messenger RNA from Brassica napus (rape), 718 nucleotides. Its product is annotated as nudix hydrolase 1-like. Bases 16 to 531 code for a protein of 171 amino acids. Gene Ontology annotation, molecular function: 8-oxo-7,8-dihydrodeoxyguanosine triphosphate pyrophosphatase activity. The transcript has 2 exons. Lineage: Eukaryota; Viridiplantae; Streptophyta; Magnoliopsida; Brassicales; Brassicaceae. The record is from RefSeq and is a predicted model, not a curated record. Gene Ontology annotation, cellular component: cytosol. Gene Ontology annotation, biological process: dGTP catabolic process.
CCUCGUUUCAGCUGAAUGUUUCAGUCAAUAAAAAACAAAACGCCAUUAUUAAAAAGCAAAUCGCGACAAGAAUUGUUUCCACUAAGACCGAAAAAAAUGGAGACAGUAGGAGAAGCGACACCGAGAGUCGCCGUGGUAGUUUUCGUCGUCAAAGGAAACUCGGUGUUGUUAGGGAAGCGCCGCUCAUCAAUCGGAAACUCAACCUUCGCUCUACCCGGCGGCCACCUCGAAUUCGGAGAGAGCUUCGAAGGAUGCGCAGCGAGAGAAGUGAUGGAAGAAACGGGACUAGAGAUAGAGAAGAUGAAGCUCUUGACUGUCACAAACAACGUCUUCAAAGAAGCACCGAAGCCAUCUCACUACGUCACUGUGUUCAUGCGUGCGACGCUUGUGGAUCCGAAUCAGGACCCGGAGAAUAUGGAGCCCGAGAAGUGUGAAGGGUGGGACUGGUACGAUUGGUUGAAUCUCCCAACGCCUUUGUUCUGGCCGCUUGAGAAAAUGGUCAAAAGCUGUUUCAAUCCUUUUUCUGAUUAAAUGCUGCAAGAAGGGCAUUUGGUCCAGUGGUAUGAUUCUCGCUCAGGGUGCCAGAGGUCCCAAGUUCACUUCUCGGAAUGCCACUCUCUUUUGUCUCUUUUAAGGACUUAUUUCUUAUCAUCCAGAGGAGAUUAAAGACUGUAUUGAAUAACAUGUUUUUUUUCUGUGCAAUGGAUUUUAUUUAACU